Didymodactylos carnosus is the source of this 909-nucleotide messenger RNA. The record is from the annotation of a GenBank genome assembly. NCBI's taxonomy places the organism in Eukaryota, Metazoa, Rotifera, Eurotatoria, Philodinida, Philodinidae.
AUGGGAACCAUAAACGAUAUAUUACCGUCAGAAUUAUUGUAUGAUAUUUUUGUACGUUUGGAGUUUUCAUCAUUUGAACAAUUGCUGGCUGUUUCCAGUACGUGCAAAUUGUGGCGACGGCUUAUCUUUGAUGAAUGGUUCUUGAACAAAUAUUUUGCGUUUAAUCAUCAAAAAUAUCUCAUUGGAUAUUGGAAAUUUGAUGAAGGUCACGAGCAUAUCGGAAAAGAUUCAAGUGCUAUCAUUGAAAAGUCUAAUAUAAGUGUUUGGGGUAAGCCAACAGUAGAAAAUUGUUUUAUUGGAAACUGUGCCGUGUUUGAUGGUCGGUCUUCGAUUGACAUAUCUGUUUAUGAUAAAUGUGAAUAUCAUACUGACAUUUACAGUGUGUCUCUGUGGCUCUUUUAUGAUCCCUGUGCGGAUGGUGUUAGUCGAACAGCCAUAAGUCUAUACGAAUAUCGUCAAGCCUGGUUACAACUGUCUAUGUUUUUUCAACUCGGAUCAAUAUAUGUACAAAAUAAAUGUCGUAUAAGUGAUGGACAAUAUAUGUGCGAUGGAGCAACAUCCGAAGUUAAACAAGAAGAAUGGUUUCACGUGGUUUUAUGUUUUAAUCGUAACCGACAACAACUGUGGAUAAAUGGAAAAUUAGUAAACGAAAGUGAUAUGUCAGCGCGAAAUCGACUGCGACAAAAACCUACACUGUUAAAUUGGUCCGAAUUACCGCGUGAUAUACCGUUUAAUUUUCAUCUGGGGUCAGCCGACCAGCAACAUUCGCAACGAUGGAAAGGAAAACUAGCUGAUGUAGUCGUAUUGAGUCGAUGGUUGAAACCCAUUGAAAUAAGAGCUAUAUAUACGCAGAAAGUUGCUUUCGAUAAACUAAAUGUAGGAACAUAUUUGUUUAAAGACGAUAAAUAA